This is a messenger RNA of Cetraspora pellucida, 429 nucleotides long. The record is from the annotation of a GenBank genome assembly. NCBI's taxonomy places the organism in Eukaryota, Fungi, Glomeromycota, Glomeromycetes, Diversisporales, Gigasporaceae.
AUGUCCUAUUUAAAUCAACAAAAACGAGGUCGUUACGCGACUAACGCAUGUACCAAUUGUAGAAAAAGGCAUGUAAAAUGUUCCCAAGGCACUACUUGCAAAAAUUGUGCAUCGCACAAUAUUAUGUGUAUUUAUACUAAACCUAAAAAACGAGGACCAAAAGUUUCGAGCGGGUCAGUUAACGGUUUUGAAAGUAACUUCGGUGAAGAUGCAAGUAUCGAACAGGAAAACGCAUUGACUUCGCUUGGAUAUAUCUUUUGCGGAUUUAUUCCGAUUUAUCCCGACUAUAACGAAGACCUUUUUCCUAAUCAAAUACAUUUUGAUACUAUUAUGCCAAAUAACGGCAUGCCCGAUAAUAUUAAUGACACACAUACUUUACCUAGCUGCACUUCCUCUAUUGCUUCUAAUUUAGAUUGUCCUUUUAUUUAG